This is a messenger RNA of Colias croceus (clouded yellow), 1273 nucleotides long. Its product is annotated as putative odorant receptor 92a. Lineage: Eukaryota; Metazoa; Arthropoda; Insecta; Lepidoptera; Pieridae. Gene Ontology annotation, cellular component: plasma membrane. Bases 1 to 1212 code for a protein of 403 amino acids. Gene Ontology annotation, molecular function: odorant binding; olfactory receptor activity. Gene Ontology annotation, biological process: detection of chemical stimulus involved in sensory perception of smell; sensory perception of smell. The record is from RefSeq and is a predicted model, not a curated record. The transcript has 9 exons.
AUGGAACACUUAAAGCAAUAUCCAGACGAAUUCAUAAAACCGCUGCUAUUGAGUUUCGACAUCAUGAGUCGAUUCAACGUACACUUUUUCACUAAAAGUGCUACAUUUCUGAAAACAGAUUGGCACUUUUUCUACUUAAUACCGAUGGUAUUAAUCCACUACAUGGCCAUUAUAUUGUACACAAUACGGAUAUUUAAAGAGGGCACCACGGUUUCUGAACUUGCAUUCACUGUGCCUGUAUUUUUUAUUAUAAUUCAAGCAUUUUUUAAAGCAGCGAUCGUAAUACCAAAGAAAGAGCAUAUUGUCCAACUUAUAAACGGUCUCGGCAAGAAUUGGAGAAAUGUGAAUUUAAAUGAAAGACAGAUCAAGAAAAAAGACACCGAUUUGAAAAAAUUGAACUUGCUCCUCAAAGUUUUCUACUUGGGUAGUAUGACAGCAUCAUGGCAGAUAAUGCUGACGCCAGCGAUUCUGAGUCUCUUGAAAUUUUGCAUCGGUCAGGACUUACAGUACAUUCUGCCUUUCGGAUAUGUUUGUUUCUUUGAUCCUGUUCAGAAUGGGUUGAUUUAUAUUGGAAUGUAUGCAUUUCAAGUUUAUACAAUGCUAAAAGUCAUCUAUGUCUAUAUAGGCACAGAAAUCCUUAUGGUGACAUUCUGUGCUCUACUUAGCAUUGAAUUUGCGAUGUUACGGGAAGAUUUUUGUCACGUGGUACCAAAGCAGGGGAAAUAUUUUAGUUCUAAUGAAGAUAGAACACACUCGAUUGAAGAGUUGAUUCAAAAGCAUCAGAAACUACUCAAAUUAGCCAAAGAAUUGGAUUAUAUUUUCAACAGAGUGGUGUUUGUCGACCUAUUAUUUGUUACUGUUAUUAUGUGUUUCUUUGGAUUUGGUAUUACUGUGGCUCGUGGUAUAUUGGACGUGGUAAACAAUUUAAUAGCUGUUCUCGCGUUACUGCUUCCCACUCUCGUAUUUUCCUAUUAUGGCGAACAACAAAAGCAAGAGAGUGCAGGUAUAGCUGAUUCAAUUUAUAACAGCAAUUGGUAUUGUGGAAAUGCAAGUUAUCAGAAAAUUAUAUACUUCGUUAUUAAAAGAGCCCAAAAACCAUGUUGUUUGACAUCACUUAAACAUGCUCCUAUAACCCUUCAUACUUUCUCUAAGGUAGUAAGUACGACGUGGUCGUAUUUUUCGUUAAUUACCAGCGUUUAUGGCAAAGAUUAAGUUACUUUCAUACAUUAUGUAUGAAUAUUGUAGUGUAUUAUGAAAUGUAGUAAUGUAGAAA